AUGACUCUGUCCCUCUGUAGCCGGGUUAAUGGUCUUGAAUGAAACCAAAACCAAAGGCCUAUUAUGUUACGUGUUAUUAAUUGCCAACUUCUAUUUUUUUCAGCAAUAAGAUGUCCACCCGGCACCGAAGAUAUUUCAUGCACAGCAGAACAAGAAGUAACGACGGAAUCACCGACAGAGACAGAGGCUCUGUACAGGAGAGUGUGCAAGGAAGCCACGGGCCCGAUAGUGGAGAAGUGCCGCCGCUACUUCUGUACUGAGGCCGGGGUCGUCGCAUUCCGGACAAUCCCCAACUGCGAACCUAACAUGACAGAGGUCCGCCAGAACUGCACUCCUGGCUCCCACUUCACCCAGGACUGCAACAUGUGCAUCUGUCUCGAGAACCAACUCGGACUGUGCACCGUCAAGAACUGUGGACGCGCUACAAUCCCGAAGAAAUCCGAGCUGGUAUCCGGCAAGGAGUGCGCGGCGGGGUCCUCAUGGAAGAGUCGGUGUAACGACUGCGGCUGCACGCCUGAUGGAUACGCGUUCUGCACUGAGAAGGCCUGCUUAGACCAGCAAGAAGAUACGGUGAUGCGCUGUGCUCCGGACACCAUGUGGAACAACGAGUGCAAUACCUGCUGGUGCACCACCGACGGCCGCGCCAUGUGCACCAGGAUGGGCUGCGCCUCUGACCAGCAGCCUGAAGGAGCAACUGGAACCAAAGCUCUCACUGAUGUGGUUCCAAGAUUUCCAAACGCCCAUGAUACUGAAGAACUUAAAGCUCAUUAUUCAAAAGAGAGUUUAGAAAACUUGGAUAAAGGUAAAGCAUACUCUAAGGAAACUAUAUAUGGAGCUGUUAAUCCACAGCAUGAGAUUAGAGAUCAUAGUUUCGAAGAGCUAGGUAACGAAUACAUCAAGCCUGAUCACAGUCUAGAAGACGUUAACCCAAUUGAAGAGAAUGACAACAUUUUAGAAGAGUCAAAUCGUGUUAAAGACAAACAUAACGUUUUAAAACGUUCUGUAUGCAAGCCGAACCAAGUGUUUCAGUCAGAAUGUAAUACUUGUAAAUGUGCUCCUGACGGACAAAGCUACACUUGUACUCAAAAUGAGUGUAUGGAGGGAGAGAAAAAUAAAGAAGUGGAGGUGUUUAUGGAAAGUGAGGGUGAGGACCACGUCGAGAAGCACUCGGUAUGCAAGCCACGCGGUACCUUCUACAUCGGCUGCAACACCUGCCACUGCAAUCUGUACGGGUCAGAUUACUCUUGCACCAACAAGCCGUGUCCACUGCCCGAAGACGUUGAACUGUUCCAUGAACUUAAGGCCACAAAAUCAUCUAAAAACAUAACACAAAAGGUUGUGUGUGUUGCGAAUCGCAUGUUCAUCAAAGAUUGUAACACCUGUUGGUGCAACGAGGAUGGAACCAGCUUCAUCUGCACCAGAAAAGUUUGCGUCCCUGAACUUCCUGAGGAGGGCACUGAGGAAGAAAUAUCUGAGGAUCUCCGUGUAAUAAAGAAGGAGUGUCGGCCUGAUGAGGUGUUCGAGCUGGAUUGCAAUAUGUGUCGUUGCAACCCCGACGGCAAGUCGUUUUCAUGCACGCGGCGAGCCUGUGUCGACCGCGUUGACGAGGACUUGAAGAACGUAACAUUGAUCAGGAAGGCCCGCGGAGUCACACAGGAGGCGCCGAAAGCCUGCCAGCCCGGGCAGGAGUUCCGGAUGGACUGCAACAAGUGUCUCUGUGACAACGAGGGACAGGACUUCUCCUGCACGCGGAUAGAUUGCAAUGCCCAGAACGGCAACGGUGGAUCUAGGAGUAAGAGAGAGACUUCGGAGCAAGUGACGACGGAGUGCGCCCCGGGCAGCGUGUUCGACAUGGACUGCAACGUGUGCCGCUGCACCACCGACGGCCACCACGCCAUGUGCACCACCAAGCGCUGCGCCGUGCCCAACACUCAGGACAACGACGUCAACUCGCCACAAUCCGACCCGAACUUCCGCUGCAACCCUGGCGAGCAGUUCAAGCGUGGCUGCAACGACUGCUCCUGUUCAGCUGACGGGAAGAGCGUCUUCUGCACCGUCCGCUUCUGCGACCAGGACAUCACACCGCCGCCCAGCCUUUAACUUCGAAGGUAGCUGUGUGGUUAUGACUUCCAAAUAUCUUUCAACAAGUGUGUGUUCUUUUCUGGUGCUACAUGUCUUUCAAUGUCGGCACAAGAGCAAGUGUCCUGCUAAAGGUUAGCUAUCAGAUUGGCUGCCAACACUAUAGCGAAAUGUCAGUUUCCUGUUGAAAGUUAACUAGCAAACUUUCAACUGUCGAAAUUGAUUCUUAACACAAGAGCUUACAAUUCAAACUCCUACGCAUGAUUAGCUACCGUGUCUUGGACUGGUUUCCCUUCUUGUCUCUUCGUGUGCUGUUAAAAGUUUAGCUACAAUAUCUUUGACUGCCGACUGCACCUUGGUACAAUUUUUUUUUGUUGAAACACUGAAAUAAGUUUUUUUUUCUGCUGAUGUUUUUUUAUAUUGUGUUUUUGACACACCAUUUAAAAAAAAACAGAUUACAUCCUUAAUGCGAUAAAUACCCUUGUAUGUUUUAUGUUUCUUAAAACAGAGCACAAUUUUGUAUCCAAAUGACCAUAACAUUGUUUUUUAAAAUUAAUUCAAUUAUCAACCCAAUUAAUCAGUGUUUCAAAAACAUGCUAGAAAAUUAAUCAGAAUUCAGAAGCGAAGUUCAUAACCACACGAUACUCGAAUUUUUCGUAUAGUAAUGUAGAUACUUAGUUACAUAUUGAUUUAUCAUGUGAUUUCCUAGUACUUUACGAUUGUGUAUUUUCAUAAUAAUAACGUUAUGCCUUAUGUUUUAACCGAAUGAUUGUGAUUGAUUCUAAACUCGAUCAAAAAUGAUAACCCGGCAUCUGACCUACUCAUGAUACACUUUGAGAUCACUUGCAUAAGCUACAUUCAUCGUUUAGACAUCUAUAAACGGAUGUUAUUGAAUACUUGAUCGAGUUUUGGAAUUCAUGAUUAAAUAUAAUAGGUAUUACUUUGAGAUUUCUUGUAAGUAGUUUUAAUUUUUCCAUUAUGUGACAAACUAAAUAUGAUAUGGAAACCGUAAUAAAAUCGCAUCUUUCUAGGCAUUUACUUUCUCGUAUAGCAAAUAGGUGACUGUGUUUAUCGUAGGUAAUACAACGGUUUUUAAUGAAAGGAUAAAUAAGUAUUUUAAUCUGCUGUAAAUUACAAAUUGUGACGCGAAUUUUAGUGCAAAUUUUCUUAACCCUGUUAUUAUCGUGAGACGUAAUACCAUAAUUUAUUUAGAUGACCUCGUUAGGGUACCAAAUUAAACCAAUCUGGAUACCCUCGGUCAAUUUGGGAAGACCUUUCGCUACCUAAACUGUGAUUUUACCAGAAGAACGGAGAAGAGUUGUUCAGAUAUGAGCCAUUACAGUAGAAAUUUACAAAAAAGUUUUCCAUUCAUUAAUAUCGCGUUAGUUAUUCAUAUCUGCAACUCUUAUCCACUCGUCUUGGCUCACAUGAAUCCGCAGACUUCUACAACUUAAUUUAAAAUAAUUUUAUAUUUUUUUUUUCUCUUAGUGACAAUGGUCUUUGUGCAAAGACUUCCAUCGAAUUAUGACGAACGAGUUUCUAAGUGCACUUUUGGUUGAAUAUUCAUUUGUUUCCAUUUCAUAUUAAACUCGAACAGAUGUAACUUGAUUUACGUGUAAUAAGUAUUUGUGAACUUUCUAGGGUCACAUUUUGUGUGUGGAUUUCGUAUGUAACUUAGUAGUGACUACACAUUUAUUUCUAAGCAUUGGAUGGCUGCUUUCUACCUUUUCUAGUUUAGUAGUAAUAUUUAAGUGUGCUCUUUUAUUUGUGUUUGAUUGUGUAUUUUGCAUUUGUCAUUGUAUUUGCUGUUCAUUUUUUGAACGGCUUUGUGUCUUGUUUAGAGUUGGUUUUCGGCCCCUAAGGCUACGUUUACACCGCAUUACGUUCCCCGUAUGACUGUAGCACUUAUGUCGGGAAAGAUCCUCGUACAUUGAUUGGUGAUGUAAGCCACAUUAACGUCGGAGUUGAAGCAGUCGCCGUUGCCGAAACCGGCUGGUCACAUCAUCAUUUUAUCAUCAAAUGAGAUUUUUACGAAUUUAACAGUGACAAUUAAACGGACGGAUUAAGUGACGGAGUCUAGGCGGGAAAAUUCGGAAUACGUAAAAAAAUUGAAUCGAACAGUCGCCGUGUGAAUGUAGCCGCAGCCUUUUUAGUUCCUUUGGCAUACUUUCUAUCUUUAUAGCUGGAGAUUUAGCGACAAAGAUGAAGCUGUUUCAAAUCUUACCAGCAAAUUAAUUAGGGACAAUCCAAUAUGAGAAAUGAAGACAUACCUACUGAAAACUGUCUAUCAAAUUACUCGAUUUCUUUGUAUUACAAUAAGGGUUCUCAUUUUUCCGACGCGUCGUUAAAAAUUGCAUUCCCAAUACUGAAGAUCUUUUCGCAUCAGAGCCGUUGGAGAAGUGGAAUUUUUAUACUUAUAUUUAUCAGGGGAAUUAAAAAGGCCACAUCGAAGCGAUUCAUUUGAAAAAGCAAUAUUGCUAUUUGACAUUUGCGCAUGUAAAAGUGCCAACAAAUGCCAAAUAGCAAUAUUGCUUUUUAGAUGAAUUGCUUCGAUGUGGGCUUUUUAAUCCCCCAGUACAUACAGUAGGUACUUAGUUCAUCGUCAUUUAACCUUUCGUAUUUCAUCGUUUCUCAAGAGCGUGUUGUCCUUCUCGCAAAGUUGUAUCACCGUUAUUGGGGCUAAUGUUCUCUACAAAACCAACUUUAAAACUAUUUUCAUGUUCAUGUGUUAGUUAUAGUUAUCAUUGUGUGGUGUGGGAUUAUAUUUGAUUUAAUGUGUUUAGGGAAUUUUUAAACUAAUUUUGUACGUUCGCGUACCAUGUAUUACUUUAUACGUAAUAAACUUAAGAUUGUGAAUUAAAUUGAUUUGAGAAUA
This is a messenger RNA of Pectinophora gossypiella (pink bollworm), 4954 nucleotides long. RefSeq lists its product as uncharacterized. Bases 64 to 2100 code for a protein of 678 amino acids. The transcript is spliced from 14 exons. The record is from RefSeq and is a predicted model, not a curated record. Gene Ontology annotation, molecular function: peptidase inhibitor activity. NCBI's taxonomy places the organism in Eukaryota, Metazoa, Arthropoda, Insecta, Lepidoptera, Gelechiidae.